Molecule: messenger RNA, 1532 nt
Organism: Scomber scombrus (Atlantic mackerel)
Lineage: Eukaryota; Metazoa; Chordata; Actinopteri; Scombriformes; Scombridae
Product: transmembrane protein 237B-like
Exons: 14
Coding region: 138-1361 (407 amino acids)
Biological process (GO): cilium assembly
Cellular component (GO): ciliary transition zone
Source: RefSeq, a predicted model, not a curated record
CAUAACGGGGGUAGCCGCUCUCUGCUUGCACAGCGUAAAUAAACUAAAAGGUUUAUUGUAUUACUUUUUAAAGGUUGUAGUCAUUAAAACAAACAUGAAUUCAGUAGUUUAACAUUUGAAGGUGAUAUUUCGGGAGUAUGGAGGCGGGAGGCUCAAAGAAAAUGCGACCCAGGGAGCUGCCUCCUCUUCCUCAGCGAGGACAACGAGCACUUCCAACAAUGCCAAGUCAAGACACAGCUGGAGAAGUGGCGGUAGGAAAACAUAAGAAGAAGAGGCUGAGAAAAGAGGCGAAUGGAGUCGAUGAUAUGGACGAUCAGGGGAUGGAGAUGGGCAGCAGGAGGGUGUCUGCGGUCGGGGAGCAGCUCACAUUUGAAACCACGAGCGACCCGCCUCCACAGAGGAGGAGGAGGAAAAAGAAAAGUGCCACUAUAGAUCUUGAAGACGACCAAGCCGAACUGGUGAACGGAGAUGCAGUCGAUCAGACCACCGACGGAGAAGAAGUAGUUAAAAAAAGCAAAAAGAAGAAGAAGGCGAGAGUCAUCGAAACGCCGCAGCUUCCCGACGAGUUGGACGUAGAGGAGGAUGACAUCAUCACCGACACACUGCCUCCGAUCCCCCAGCAUUCCUUGUUCACGGCGCCGCAGGGCCAGAGUCAGCCGGUCGGGAAGGUUUUUGUCGAGAGGAACAAGCGUUUCCAGGCAGCCGAGCGCUCAGAGUGGAGGAAGACUAGCGACCAGAUGGAAAACCUACCAGAACUCCAGCACAUUCAUCCGCUCUGGACCACCAGAGACGUUUCUCUCAGGGUGCACGAAGGCUUCAGGGUGUUGGGUCUGUACUGUCACGGCUUCCUGGCGGGUUACGCCGUGUGGAACAUCGUGGUGGUUUACAUGUUAGCCGGUCAGCACCUCACCUCUCUGUCCAACCUGCUGGAGCAGUAUCACAGCAUGGCGUACCCCUCCCAGUCUCUGCUCUACAUGCUGCUGGCCAUCAGCACGGUGGCCGCCUUCGACAGAGUGAACAUGGCCAAAAGCUCCAUAGCUCUGCGGGAGUUUAUCACGCUGGAUCCCGUCGCUAUCGCCUCAUUCUUGUAUUUCUCAGCGUUGGUCCUCUCCCUCAGCCAGCAGAUGACCAGCGAUCAUAUCAACCUCUACCCGGACUUCAACACGACAUUAUGGCCUCCAGGGUCAGAGCACCAGAUUCUCCACCCCUGGGUGACGGUCAAUCUUGUGGUGGCUCUGCUCGUUGGCCUGGCCUGGAUCUUCAUCGCCUCCCGACCCGAGAUCGACUACACUGAGUGUUAUCUGAUGGCGAUGGAGAUCGAGCUUCCGAAACCAGAGGACAAAUCCGAGAUGAUGGCCUGAGGAUCAGUUACAGCAUAUCUGCUCUGAGACACAUUUUGCACAUAUAUUAUACACACUAUUUUUUUGCACUGUAUUUUAACAGUGAAAUCUGAAUGUUUUGUAGAUUAUUUUUGUAUUUUUUUGAAAUGUGUGUGCUCGUCUUUAUAAAUACAGGGUUUUAUCCAACAAAUC